CUCCAGUAGGGUUGAGGCAUGGGAGGAGCUUCCCAAACUCAAAUAAACACUGACAUCCGGCAUCUUAUGAGGAUGUGCAGCCUCCACGGGACACACUGCAACAGCCAGAAGGACAGGGACAGCUGAAACUCUCUGACAAGAUGAUCAAGUCCUUCAAGCAAACAUUUCUGUCCCUGGACCUGCAGUCCCCUCGCUGGAGACCAACAGAGUCAAUGGCAAAGGACUAUGAACUGCGUCAGUAUGAGACAGCAAAGUGGGUCAGCACAGUGGUUAGGGGGGAAACCCAGAAGGAAGCAAUGCGCCAGGGCUUCUUGAAACUCUUCCACUACAUCCAGGGAAAGAAUGAUAAAGAAAUGAAGAUUGAUAUGACUGCGCCAGUGACCUGCCUGGUGAAAUCAGGCUGCACAGACUUCAAGAUCUCUUUCUUUGUGCCAUUUGAACACCAGGACUGCCCCGCGCAGCCCACUGACUCCAACGUGUUCAUUGAGGAACGGAAGGCAGCAGCUCUCUUUGUCAGGUCCUUCGGUGGAUUUGCCUCCCCAGAGAAAUAUGCUGAGGAAGCUGAUGCCUUGGCCAGAACCUUAAGAAACAGAGGCCAAGCAUUCCAUGAAGACUUCUAUUACACUGCAGGCUAUGACAGUCCCUUCAAGCUCUUCAACAGGCAUAAUGAAGUGUGGUAUUUUAAAAAGUAACAUGAUGGGGGAAUAUUGAGAGGCUACUAAUCAGCUCUGGAUGAAAACAGACCUUAUUACUGGCUUUUGUUUUAGUGCAGAGAUUUAAUUUGCAUGUGGACACAAUGUUUAACUCUUUCUCCAGGAUGAAGUACUACUCUGGCUAGAAACAUUUCCAAAUAUAAUUCAAGAUCAUACUGGGUGGAGUGGGAGGGAAACUUAAGUUGUACUCUUUUUAUUGAAAAGUUCUAAGCCACACUAAAAAUCUGAAAGUAAUCCUGCUGAAGUUUAGUUAUGUAGCUUUACUUCUCAUUACAAGUACUACAGCACUAAUGUUGAAGUGUUAUGCAAAGGGAGUUCUUCAUAACUGACUUUCAUAACUGACUUUCCUCAUAUUGACACCACCCCUGAGAGCAGGGAGGAAUUGAAAUGAUUUCAUUUAGGGAAGCAAGCUUCCAUUAAGGAACACUAGAAAGCAGAAACAUCUUAGCAGGGCUUAGUAAUUUAAUCAGUAACUGUUAAUUAGUAUUAUCUCCCACCUCUCCAACUGAACUAUUUCCCCUCCCAAAAGCCAAAUAUUGUGUUGUUUAAAUCCAGAACCCUUGGAAAAGGGUUACUAAAUCCAAGCUGUACACUUUUUCUGAUCUGCACCUUAACACAUAUUACCAGAAUUACUGAUGCACUAUUAUUUUAGUAGCAAAUAUACAAGUACUAAGUUUAGCUCUCACUUGAAAUACUCUUGAAGUUAUUUAUAUUUGUAUGUCUAAAUACGGUCACCUGCAGCCUGCACACCAGCAGUAUUUGACACCUCUUUAAAGAGGUCUGCAGGACUAGCAUCUAAUCUAGUUUAAAUUAAGAGAGUCCCUGCUCUAAAUUAAGCCUUUUAAAUCUUAGUAUAGCAGCCUGGAGGUGUUUUACAUCGUUGUUCCAGCCAGAAAGGAUGUCACAAGACCAGGUAGAGUUUGCAGAUUUUAUUGGCUCCAAUCAGCAUCAGGCAAAUAUUACCAGUGAGGUAAAACCACACGGGCUUUUUUACAGCUGUUCAUGCAAGUGUAACCCAUUUAUCAGCAAUCUUCCCCCUAGGAAGACAGACAUAAGAACUGUUAUAAGGUACCAAACCAGCACAACACACUUGAUGGGAACAUCUCAGACCUUAGAAUUUCAUCUCUGUUCAGUGAGAGAGUUCAAGCUAAGGUUUUCAUCACUUGUUCCAAUAAAUACAUUAUUACAGCAGUUAUGCUCACCUUCUUAAUUCUUCAUAUGCUAGUUUCAGAGUUGCCUCUUCACCUAAAAUCAAGAAAACACAGUUAGCAUAUGCAGCAGCACAACUGCUAAAAGCUCCACAACAGCUUUGUAACCUCAGAUAGAAAAGGAACGGAAAGGGUGAUAUCACAGUGACUCAUUUGGCAGAAUCAAUUUCAUCAGUGGCUACAGAUAUUUCCAGAGGUUUUAAAUACAAUUUAUCUGUUGUGUGGACUCACCCUGUGAGGCUGCAGACAGCACACAGUCCAUCCCUGAGGAAGAGAGAAGUACUUUUAGAAUAACAGCAGCACUAUAUGCAAAGUUUAUUUUGUGUUUAUUAACCUGUGAAUUCCUAUCUACCAAACUAUUUUCCCUAAAAGGAAACUGAGUUUUAGCAGGCAUCUUUAACUUACAACAUCCAAAUAGGAUACACAAAGCUUAUAAAUCCUAACUUAACUGGAAAUACAGAAUUACUAACAUUGGAAGAAUCAGGGAAAGUAAAAAGCUACUAUACUUUGCUUUGUAAUACCAUCUUUCUCAACAGUGUUGUAUUUCAUGAUCUUAAAUAUCCAAAAUACAGGUCCCAUAGGUUUUCAAGAUGA
Prinia subflava (tawny-flanked prinia) is the source of this 2515-nucleotide messenger RNA. It is a transcript of the gene HEBP2, whose product is annotated as heme binding protein 2. NCBI's taxonomy places the organism in Eukaryota, Metazoa, Chordata, Aves, Passeriformes, Cisticolidae. Gene Ontology annotation, cellular component: cytoplasm. The record is from RefSeq and is a predicted model, not a curated record. The transcript is spliced from 5 exons. Gene Ontology annotation, molecular function: heme binding. Bases 141 to 692 code for a protein of 183 amino acids.